UAUGGAACAGCUCGGCCUAGUCUGACACAACUAGGCAUCCUCCAACGGAGCUUUGCCGCAGUUCCUGCUCCUCGCCUCCACCCUUUUUCUCGAGCGAAAAAAGGGCCUGAUCUUGAGCAAACUGCAAACCCCCUGCUGCGAUGCUGGUCGCGAGCACGGGGGUGAGGAUCAUGGAGUCCCAGCUCCUGUGGGAGUUCAUCGCGUUCCUCAAGGCCCGGUGGUCCGCGCGCUCCCGCGUCGACCAGCGCCGCCGCCGCCUGCGCCAGCUCGUGGCAAUGGUCCGCGCCGUCGCCGACGCCGCCGAGGGGGCCGCCGCCGUCCGAGACGGCUCCCUCUCCGCCUGGCUCCACGUGCUCCGCGCCGAGGCGCUGCGCGGGCAGCAGGUCCUCGAGGCCCCCGGUUGCGACGCCGCCGCCGUCGCGGGCUCCACCAGGCACUUCCUCGCGGGCCUCAGGGCGCUGCUCGCCUGCAGCGCGGAGCUGGACCGCCUCACGGACGCCGUCGAGGAGCUCGAGCGCCUCGCGGGGCCCGGCGGGGACCUCGACAUGUUCGUCAAGGUGCUCCGCCUCGACACCGCCCGCGCCGACGAGAUGGAGGUCGACGGCGACGCGCGCGGCGGCGCUCCGGACCGCCAGGAAGAAGGGAGCAGCAGCAGCAGGGCCGGCUCGGUCGCCGCCUGCGCCGCCGGGCUCCCCGCCACGGGCGCCAAGAGGAAGCGCGCCGCCUGCAGCUCCGGCGCCGACGGGGGCUCGGCGUCGCGCGGCCAGGUGGACACCGCGGUCCAGCUGCCAAAGCGCCGGGUGCUCGCGUGGAUGCGGCCUCACCAGUGGCUCCCUGCCGCCUUCGGCGGCCUCGUCGCCGCGCCCCGCGAGCCGCCGGUGCCUCGCUCGCACCGCGCCCUGGCGGUGGCGAAGGCGAUGUCGCGGGUCCGACGCCGCAUCGGCAAGCCGACGAGGCGCCGGCAGGAGCUGCAGCAGAGCCUCGGCCGUCGCCUAUCGCGCAUUUCGCUUUGGUGGUGGCCACUGCCAGGAUCUGCUCCUGCAUUUUGGUAGCAGAGUGAGGACUCCCCCUGCAAUCUGAGAGUUUCGGUCGAUGCAAGUUCCUACUAGCUAGCUCUUCCUCCUCGAGCUUAGAAACAUAGAAUCCGUGAGCCGCCUAGAGUUCUUCGACGAUUGACUUGUGAUUUUGUCGUCUGGAAGCUGGAGUGGUGAUUUCAGCCUAGUGCCAAUCCUACAUUUCUGCUAGUUGCAGUGGAUGCAAAUUACGAGCUACUAGUUCCUCCAA
Messenger RNA from Panicum virgatum (switchgrass), 1284 nucleotides. RefSeq lists its product as uncharacterized. The record is from RefSeq and is a predicted model, not a curated record. Lineage: Eukaryota; Viridiplantae; Streptophyta; Magnoliopsida; Poales; Poaceae. The transcript has a single exon. The coding region runs from base 141 to 1052 and encodes 303 amino acids.